ACCAAUCGCACUGGAGAAAAACGGGCGAACGAGAACUGAACGAGGCAAUCAACAAAAAGAUUAUUGAAAGCGUAGCCAAAAAUGUCAUCUUGUUUGUGGCUGAUGGAAUGGGAAUCACAACUUCUACGAGUGCUAGAAUUUAUGGCAGAGGAGAAAGCGGCCAUUUGGCUUGGGAAAAAUUCAAUAACAUCGGAGUGCUCAAGACGUAUUCCGCCAACAAACUGGUACCGGAUUCUUGCAGUACAGCAACGGCUUUAUUUUGCGGAGUGAAAGCCAAUCACAAAACGUCGGGACUCGACGCUACGGUGGAAGUAAAUGAUUGUGAGGCAUCGCUAAAACCUUCAGCCCGUCUGGAUAGCAUAUUCAAAUGGGCCCAAUAUGCAGGAAAAUCGACAGGUAAACCAUCCUUCCGGAGUACCACUCUUCAUGUAACUGUGAGGGAUGCAACUACGGUUGCAUCCCUCACAGCAUUACUCAAGGAGAACUUUCCAGAAUUAGCAUGUGAAUCGAUGACCUUCAAGUUUCCUGAUGUCUACUCAUCCUUUAAAGAAAGUGAUAAUUCUAGAAGAAAACUUAAGAAAGGUUGUGAAUCCAAACUAUGGUGCACGUGUCAACCUUUUUUUAGAUCGCAUGGCAACGCCAAGGCAAGAGAAAGAGAGAGAAUAGAAAUAGAAACAUUGGCCCACACUAUGGAUUCUGAAUUUGGAGUGGAAGGCGGCAUGAUUGACCAGGCCCACCACAGAGGUCACGCUAGGAAAGCUUUAGACGAGACGAUCGCGUUCAGUGACGCAAUCGAACAAGCUCUGAACUUAAGUGAUCCAGCAGAAACAUUGAUCAUUGUCACGAGUGAUCACUCCCAUUCGGUGGUGCUCGCCGGAUAUCCAGAUCGAGGCACCGGCGUAUUGGCUCAAACACCAUCGGCAAUGGAUAGAGUCCCUUACACAUCGCUACUGUACGGAACGGGAGGGCCCAACAACUACCAGUUUCACGUGGAAAAUGGCACAGUCGUCCGACCUGACCCUUCCAAAAACGACACCGAAGAUUUUGAAUACUCUCAACAGUCGGCGGUUCUCACCGAUGAGGUAACUCAUGGCGGAGCAGAUGUAUUGGUUUUCGCGAGAGGUAAGGGCCAUCAUGGUUUCAAGACCUCGUUGUGGUUGAUA
Molecule: messenger RNA, 1163 nt
Organism: Leptinotarsa decemlineata (Colorado potato beetle)
Lineage: Eukaryota; Metazoa; Arthropoda; Insecta; Coleoptera; Chrysomelidae
Gene: Alp12
Product: Alkaline phosphatase 12
Biological process (GO): dephosphorylation
Molecular function (GO): alkaline phosphatase activity
Source: RefSeq, a predicted model, not a curated record